Prorocentrum cordatum is the source of this 533-nucleotide messenger RNA. The record is from the annotation of a GenBank genome assembly. NCBI's taxonomy places the organism in Eukaryota, Dinophyceae, Prorocentrales, Prorocentraceae.
CGCGGCGCCGCCAGCACGUGGUGCCCUUGUUGAGGGAGCUGCUCCUGCUGGAGGGCAGUUUCGACGAGGACGGCCACGACUCCGCGCGCCCGCCGCUGCCCCCCUGCGCCAGCCCGGCCCACGCGCUCCGGGGGCUGCCGCCCGACACGCCGGUGCCGCGCGUGGCGGCAUCCGUGGGCAGCGUCCUGGGCGCCAGGAGCCUGUCCGCAAGCCUGCAGCGCAGCAGCACCCGGCUGGCCCUGGAGGAGAUGAACAGCUGCAAGAGGAGCUUCGUCGACAAGAAGGUCCACCGCCGCGGAGCCGCCAUCUCCCCCGGCACCGGCCGAUGCGGCCUCUGCGGGCACCCCCUUGGGCAGAAGCCGCCGCCCGCCGCCUUCGGCGGCGCCGGCGCCGGGCCCGCGGCAGAGCCCGCAGGCGCCAGCGUGCCCUUGGCCGCGCCCGCGCCGUCGCCGCAGAUGGGCCUGGGCCGCCCCCGGCCGGGCGGCAUCGUGCUGCUCGGGCGGAAGGCGGUCCACGCGCAGUGCUACCUCCAG